Limulus polyphemus (Atlantic horseshoe crab) is the source of this 1147-nucleotide messenger RNA. Its product is annotated as ETS-like protein pointed. The transcript has 4 exons. Gene Ontology annotation, molecular function: sequence-specific DNA binding. Lineage: Eukaryota; Metazoa; Arthropoda; Merostomata; Xiphosura; Limulidae. The record is from RefSeq and is a predicted model, not a curated record. The coding region runs from base 188 to 634 and encodes 148 amino acids.
ACACUGUGUUAGUGUAGCUACUUUCUUCGUAGGAAGGUGCGUCUUCAGUUUGAAUACACAGAUAUUAUUUGAACUCCCAUCCUCGUAAAGAAAUCCUUACGUGGUGAAUUUCUAUAUAACAUUGGAACACUUAGCUAAUAAUUGGAUCCAGUAUUGUCGUACUGUGUAAACCAUUCAUAUUGGUAAUAUGAAGGAGUGGGUUGAUGCACCACCUGUCUGUUACUCAAAUGCUAAAAAUCUCGCAAGUCCAGUCUGGAGAACAGACGCUCUUACUGUUCCCUGUUCUUACUUAUCGAGGUCCACCCACGGUAGUCAAGUCUUUUAUCCUGCACCGAAGUGCAAGACAGCAUGUAAAACUUCAUUCAUAUGUCAGCCCUGGAGAAAUAUGGUUCCGAAUUGUGAUUAUUUAUUACCUAAAGACCCUCGCCAGUGGACACGAGAACAUGUGGCCUGCUGGCUGCAGCACGUCAUUACGCGCCAUCAGUUGCCUUCAGUUCAGCUUGACCGUUUUUUGAUGAAUGGGAAAGCACUGUGUUUAAUGAGUAUGGAAAUGUUUGUUCAUAGAGUACCAUUAGGAGGAAAGCUGCUCUACAAAGACUUCCAGCUUCGUCUUAGUACUGUCCUUUAUAGUUGAUACUUAAAGUAUCUCGAAGUGUAGCCUAAAAUAAACUUCAUUUUUUGGUGUAGCCUAAAAUAAACAUCACUCAGAAUGAAGUUGCUCUGAUAUUGCUCACAGUUGAUUGAAAGAAGUCAAGUUGUUCUUAUAUUGCUCACAGUUGAUUGAAGAAAGUCAAGUUAUUCUUAUAGUACUCAAUAUUGAUUGCAGGAAGUCAAAUCGUUUACUUUACUGAAGAAUCGCAAUAGUUUGACCAAAUACCCAUUUCAGUUAGUAUGUUUCAUGUCACACGAUCAGUGAUUACUCGUAUCAUAUUUAUAAGUUAAUAGAAACUACGAAUAAUACCAAUAUUCAGAUUGGUAUAUAACAAAACCAAUCUGUACAGUUUUCCUCUCACAUUAUUAACUCCCUAACAUAUGAUGUUCUUUUAUUUUAGAGUGUCACAGCACUAUUUUAAACUGUGUGUGUGUUGCUCGAAGAGUACAUGUUGUUUUUACAAAAUAAACCAUCUGUUUGAAUGAAUGCUCUACA